ACCCAGGCCUUAUCCCUCCGCCUCCCAGAAGGAAGAGAAGGCCGCAGUGCACUGAAGUGCAAGGGUUAAUCAUUAAUCUAAGGCCCCUUACCCUGUGUCCUUUGCCCCAGAGGGCAGCACCUCAGGGGUGAGAAACCAGAUUAAGAGGAUUUGGGAAGUUCGGUGGCAAUGACACGUCUCUGUAUUUCCCUUCCUUAUAGGAUCAGGUUGUAGGAAGAAGCAGCCUGGGUAUCGGGAAGGGAGGCUGGGGUCAGUACCAGCUCCCACACUGAGCAAUGAUGUGGGUCCUAAGAUAACAGACUCUGGGCUAGAGUUCCUUCCAGUGUAAAUUGAGGAUAAUAAUAGGUACUUGGCCAGGAUUAAAUGAUAAUGUACGUGUAAACACUAUAAAUGGAAAAGCUUACCACAAUUGCUCCAUAAAUCUUACCUAUAAAGUUCAAGCACCGGGCACCUGGGAUCCAGGGAGCACCCACGUCUAAAUUCUCUAGCCUAUCCCCACGGGACCUUGUCUUGAUCUAAAUACAUCAACUCCUGAUUGUAUACUUCAGGCUUGAUCCACCAUGCCCUCACCAGCUCCUGCCCAGUCCUUGUCCCAACUCCAGGUUGGCUCCUCUAUUAUUUAUCAAACAAAUCUUUAUUAAGUACUUCCACAUGCCAAGCCCUGAUUAGGCCUCAAGGAGACAAAUAAUCUGAGCCUUCAUAGAGCUCAAGGUCCAUUAGAGACUUAAUAAUUUGUUUACCCCACUGGAAUGUGAGCUCUGAUGAAUCUUGUUUUUCUUGGUUGUAACUCUAUUUACAGAAUUUAGAAUAUUACCUGGGCCAAAGUACAUUAUUGCAAAAUACGUAUUCUAUAUAAUAAAAGUGUAGCAUGCAAAUUGUCCCCUCAACAGGGAGUUCAUAGGGAGUUCGGCCAAGGGGCAGGGCCAGCCAGGGGAAGGGAGGGAGACCCCCCAACUCCGCAGCCACUAGGGACCCUGCCAGUGCAUGAAUUUCGUGCACUGGGCUUCUAGUAUGUUAAUAAACAAAGAAAUGUGUAUUAGGGGUGGGCAAACAAGGGUAGUGCCCCAGAUGACAAAUUUGCACUUUUUUGGGGCAUAGUUUUGAUUUUUGCAAAUUAGGAGUCCACCUAGUGGCCAUGGAAGGGGUGCUUUCAGAGAAAGGAUACAGGAUGCAAUCAAAGAAACUAUUAUCUCCUGUUCUUAGCCCCCAGUCCGUAAACUUCUUAGAAUUGUCCCUGUCUCUGUGUAUAUUUUCUUCUUGGGGUGAGGUGAGGGAGAAUACCCCAGAUUAUCAAGGAGUCAGGACCCCAAUCUAUACGAAGACUCUUCCUAGCUCCCACAGUUCAUGGAUUCUUGCCCUGUCUCUCACUCUGAUGCUCCCUUGACUCUGGGAGGUCCCUGAGUUUGCUACUGACCAAUCCCAUCCCUUUCUGUGGGAUUCAGGAGCCUUCACUUCCAUCCCUAGCUUCCCAUUUCCCAGUGUUAAAGUGUUUCUCAGCUUGGCUGACAGUGACCUUAGGCAAGUUGCUUGCCAUUUCUAAGCCCCAGUUCCCUAAUCUACAUAAUAGGAAGGGUAAUUCCCACCUUCUAAAAUUGUGAGGGUUAAAUAGAACAUGCCUGCAAGACGCUAACCACAGUUUGUGGCCUGUAGUAAAAGUUCAGGCGAUGGUGGUGAUUUCAACUUGUCUGCUCCUGAUGCCCCUCCUCCUCUGGUGCUGGGAGCAUAGGUCUCCCUGAGCAGCAGAUCAGGUCUGCAGGGUUCCGGGAGCAGAUUAGUUUUUGGUGUCACUUAAUCCGAGUGGCCCUUCCGCAAUCGGAGCCCUCAUGGGGCAGAGGUGGUAUAAACCUGCUUAAGGGGCCCUGGCUCACAGAGGCUGCAGAAUGGAGCCAGUGGGAGCCAAGCUGCUGCUGCUGUGGGCGAUGUGCUGCGGGCACACCAGAGCGGUUGGUUCCAGAAGCUACACCCAAGUGAUCGAGGUGACCAACGGGGGCCCCUGGGGCGACUGGGCCUGGCCCGAGACUUGUCCUGAUGGAUUUUUCACCAUCGGAUUCUCCAUCAAGGUGGAGCCCCCGCAAGGCAUUCCUGGAGACGACACGGCAAUGAAUGGGAUUCGGCUGCACUGCUCCCGUGGGCACAAAGUGGAGUCCGAGUCCGGAAGGUGGGGCGCAUGGAGCGAGCCGCUGUGGUGUCCCCAUGGCAGCUUCCUCGUGGCUUUCUCACUCCGAGUGGAGGCACCCAAGACCCUUGGGGACAACACGGGCGCCAACAACGUGCGCUUCCGCUGCUCCGACGGCAAGGAGCUGGAGGGGCCUGGCCUGGCCUGGGGAGACUUUGGAAGCUGGAGCGAGCCGUGUCCUAAAGGCAUAUGUGGUUUGCAGACCAAGAUCCAGCGGCCUAGAGGCCUCCCCGACGACACCGCGAUGAACGACGUGCGUUUUUUCUGCUGCAGCAGCUGAUCCCUUUGCGGUCGGCUCCCGGCCCCACCUCCGGCUGUCCCACCUCCCGAAUUAAAGCUUCCCCGUCAUG
Molecule: messenger RNA, 2526 nt
Organism: Myotis myotis
Lineage: Eukaryota; Metazoa; Chordata; Mammalia; Chiroptera; Vespertilionidae
Gene: VMO1
Product: vitelline membrane outer layer 1 homolog
Exons: 3
Coding region: 1881-2456 (191 amino acids)
Source: RefSeq, a predicted model, not a curated record